AAUAAUCUAAGAAUCAAAAAAAAAAAAAGUAAUGGCGAAAGAUAAAGAAUCUGUGUUUCUUUUCUCAGAUCACUAUGAAGCAUCAUUAUCAUCAAGAUCAAGUAAUCCACCUCUUAAAGAAUAUAUAGACUUGGAGCUUUCACUUGCUCCUCCGGGCUCAUCAAGAAAUACUAGGUCAUCUUCUUCUCCCGAUAGUCAUUCUUCCACACCUAAUGAUGAUCCUGGUCGUAGUACUGAUAAUGCUGUUAUGCCUCCUCCUCUUCCUCGAUUAGGUGAUCAAUAUAUUAGGUCAUCCCCCCAUGAUAUCUGUGGGGGUGGUGUUAACCCUGGUGAUGGCGAGCCGGCUGAUCAAGGAGUUGUUAUUUCGUACAUACCAAAGAAUGGUGGUACAUGUGGUGAUAUUCCUGACAGUGGUGGUAUUGGUGUUGGUGUUGCAAAUAUCCCCAUCAGUGGUGGUUUUGUUAGUGUUGGGUUCAACAGUGUAAUGCCUAAGGAUGAGGGUUUUGGUGGUGGUUUCAAUGGAGUUCCUAUUCAUGGUGGUAGUGGUGUUGCCAUACGUAACAAUAGUCGUCGGCAAGCAAGAGUGCGUGUACGACCAGAGAAUGAGAAUGCGGUUGAUGUGGUUGUACCACCAUUCGAGUGGGCGACGAAUAGAUUUGCAAAAAUCCAUAAGAGGGAUGAUCUAAUAUCAAAAGGUAUACAUACAAUUAGCGGUGAAGUUCAGUGCAAAAAGUGUGAGCAUCGAUGUACCCUCGAGUUUGAUCUACAGAGUAAAACAUUGGAGGUUGGUUCUUUCAUUUACCACAACAAAGAGAAUUUGUGUCAUCGAGCUACAGAUAAUUGGAUGUCACCUAAUCUCGAAACCUGUCCUAGCUGUGAUCAACCAAAUUCAUUGAAACCGAUAAUACCAUCUGAUAAGGGAAUGAUAAAUUGGCUCUUCUUGCUCUUGGGUCAAAUGAUUGGGUGUUGUACUCUUGAGCAAUUGAAGUAUUUCUGUGACAAAAACUCUCUUCACCGUACUGGAGCCAAGGAUCGUCUUAUUUUUCUAACUUAUCUCUCACUAUGCGAACAACUUGAUCCAACCGGUCCUUUCAAGCUCAAUGGAUGUUAAUUAGGAGAAGCGAGCUAGACUCCGAUCACAUCGCCUUCUACAUCUAUCAUGCAGGUCUUUUAGAUUUCUAAGUCAGUAUAACUAUGUUUUUUCUUAGGGAUUUGGGGU
Molecule: messenger RNA, 1219 nt
Organism: Papaver somniferum (opium poppy)
Lineage: Eukaryota; Viridiplantae; Streptophyta; Magnoliopsida; Ranunculales; Papaveraceae
Exons: 1
Coding region: 32-1111 (359 amino acids)
Source: RefSeq, a predicted model, not a curated record